Fonsecaea erecta is the source of this 699-nucleotide messenger RNA. RefSeq lists its product as hypothetical. The record is from RefSeq and is a predicted model, not a curated record. Lineage: Eukaryota; Fungi; Ascomycota; Eurotiomycetes; Chaetothyriales; Herpotrichiellaceae. The transcript is spliced from 3 exons. The coding region runs from base 1 to 699 and encodes 232 amino acids.
AUGGCGCUGAAGAAGCCGACGGUGAAGAUCAACCGGAAGCCAGCGUCCAAGCGCACGCUGGCGGCCGGACGACGCGCUGCUCUGCUUUCUGAAAGCGUGCGGCGAAACUCGCGACGUGCCAUAACUGCGGCAUAUAGAACCACCUUCGACUGGAUAUUCGAGGAUGAUGGGGUGGAAAAAGAUGCGGGCCAACCACUAUAUUCUUACGACGUCGACCCUCACCCGUGCAAACACAUUAUGGGCCACAGCUCGCACCGACUUUUCCUCCUCGGCACUGAGCCUCUCCACCACGCUCUCGACUCUGACCUGCCUCUCCACUGGCUUCCACGAGAAAUCGAGGGCGCGAGCACGGAACCUCCGGCUCACGUUUCAUUCGAGUGCCCGGAUUGCGGCGUAGCGACCUACUACUGCUCGGCUGGAUCCCUGAAGACCCUGGACGUCGUGCUCCAUCUGCCUCAAUGCCUUGACCACGGCCUCGUCGAUCCCUUCUUCUGUGGCGAUGGCACCAACGACGCUGCCGCCGUGGCACAAGCAAACGUUAGCGCGUGCCAAAGUCGACUUUUCAAGACGAGUGCUGUCCCUACUGGCCCUUCUGCCGCUCUAGUUUCUCAGAACUUUGCGAAGUAUGCCCGGGCGGCUGACCUUGGCCAGCCAAAUUCGCAAUCAACGCACGGUGUGGUUGUUUCUCCUGACGCCUAG